AUGGAAGAAACCGGGACCUUCUUCUCGAUUCACUCCCUCGUAAUGCCUCUGCAAACGGUGGAUUCAUUACCGCCACUAUUGGCCAGGGCUCCGACAAAGUUUACGCUCUUGCUAUGUGCAAAGGAGACUCUACUCCAGACGAAUGUUUUAGCGUUGUCAAUGAUACAGUCCACGAGCUCAUGGACACUGUCCCAACCAGAAAGAGGCCUAUUCAUGGACAGGGGCCUAUUCACGGACAGGGAUUUCUCUGUUGUGCACUAUGCAGAUCACUCAUUUUUCGGAACCUUGGAGCUAGAACCCGCUGCGGCAGUGGUGAGGAAGGCUUCCAACGGUUCUUCUAGUCUCAAGUAUGCAACUGGUGAAGCGAAGCUUGGAGCAUUCCAAAGGAUAUAUUCACUAGUGCAGUGCACUCCGGAUUUAUCGGAGCAGCAUUGUGACUCCUGUCUAACGCAAUCCGCAAGUUACUAUGAAAGCUGUUGCCAUGGGAAGCAAGGAGGUGUUGUUUGGAGGCCUAACUGUUAUUUCCGGUGGGAUAUGUAUCCCUUCUAUAGACCCAAUGCUUCUACUGCGGUGUCUUUGUCUCCUCCACCCUCACCUUCUAGUCCUCCUCCACAGUCAGUGAACUCCGAAAUCAGAAAAGAAGGGGGAGGCAUUUCAUCCCGAACAUUAGUCAUUAUAGUUGUUCCCAGCGUCACCUUCAUCGUAGUGCUUGUCAUACUUGGAAUUGUUGUUCUUCCCAUGAGGAUCAAGAAAAAGAAACAGAAUGAUCAAAAUAACAAGAUGCACGUUGAAUCGUUGCAAAUCGACUUUCAUGCAGUGAGAGCUGCAACAGAAAACUUCUCCGAUGCAAACAUGCUUGGACGAGGUGGAUUCGGUCCUGUUUAUAAGGUCAUUUAA
Molecule: messenger RNA, 897 nt
Organism: Hibiscus syriacus
Lineage: Eukaryota; Viridiplantae; Streptophyta; Magnoliopsida; Malvales; Malvaceae
Product: cysteine-rich receptor-like protein kinase 14
Exons: 4
Coding region: 1-897 (298 amino acids)
Source: RefSeq, a predicted model, not a curated record